Molecule: messenger RNA, 1343 nt
Organism: Pseudoliparis swirei
Lineage: Eukaryota; Metazoa; Chordata; Actinopteri; Perciformes; Liparidae
Product: Voltage-dependent anion-selective channel protein 2-like
Exons: 9
Coding region: 115-960 (281 amino acids)
Biological process (GO): monoatomic anion transmembrane transport
Cellular component (GO): mitochondrial outer membrane
Molecular function (GO): voltage-gated monoatomic anion channel activity
Source: RefSeq, a predicted model, not a curated record
CUCCUUCAUCGUGCCCUAUAGACGUUGCUAAACUAAGCUAGCUGUCAGCAGCAUCGCGCCGGUGACAGUCCAGACUCCACAGACUUCCCCUUCCGGACACAUCGCCACCGCACGAUGGCCGUCCCUCCUUCAUACGCAGACCUGGGCAAAGCCGCCAAGGACAUCUUCAGCAAAGGCUACGGCUUCGGAGUCGUGAAGCUGGACCUGAAGACCAAGUCCCAGAGUGGAGUGGAGUUCAACACGUCCGGCUCCAGCAACACGGACACGGGGAAGGCGGCCGGCAGCCUGGAGACCAAAUACAAGAUGAAGGAGCUCGGCCUGAACUUCAACCAGAAGUGGAACACGGACAACACGCUGAGCACCGAGGUGUCGGUGGAGGACCAGCUGACUCAGGGACUGAAGGUGGCCUUGGACACGUCUUUUGUACCCAACACGGGUAAGAAGAGCGGGAAGCUGAAGUCGGCCUACAAGCGCGACUUCAUGAACCUGGGCUGCGACGUGGACUUCGAGGGUCCCGUCGUCCACGCCGCCGGCGUGCUGGGCUACGAGGGCUGGCUGGCCGGCUACCAGAUGGCCUUCGACACGGCCAAGUCCAAACUGACCCAGAACAACUUCGCCCUGGGGUACCGGGCCGGAGACUUCCAGCUGCACACCAACGUUAACGACGGUACGGAGUUCGGCGGCUCCAUCUACCAGAAGGUGAACGAGGAGCUGGAGACGGCGGUGACUCUGGCGUGGACGGCCGGCAGCAACAACACUCGCUUCGGCAUCGCCGCCAAGUACAAGCUGGACAAAGACGCCUCCCUCUCCGCCAAAGUGAACAACGCCAGUCUGAUCGGAGUCGGCUACACUCAGAGCCUCCGGCCAGGGGUGAAGGUCACGCUCUCCGCUCUGAUCGACGGGAAGAACUUCAACGCCGGAGGUCACAAGGUCGGGAUGGGCUUCGAGCUAGAGGCGUAGACAGGAGAAAGAAGCCCCGCCCCCUCACCAUCAUGUAGCUCCUCCCCCUCACACACCCGAGUUGUGGAAGUGACACUAUUUAUUCCCCUGUCGUGGUCACAACCAAAUGGUGCCGAGUGUUUGUUAUUUAAUCCGUUUAAAUGUUACACGAACAUCUGACUGAAGACAUCGAGCUUUGAAUGAAGGAGUUAUUGAAUUAAAGGGCCAGCGACGUUCGGUUGAUGCUCCCACACGACCUCUGAGCCUCAGCGUGUUUUUCAUCUAAUUGUGUCAUCGUGAUUAUAAAAAUAGUUUUUCUUUGUCACAUAGCAACAGUACCUCCAUAUUUUUCCACGUCAAUCAAUUAAGGGAAUUCAAAUAAUAAAAUAAAUCAUGUCUCAGAA